GUAAGCAAGUGCAUGGUAGGCAAGUACAAAGUAGGCAAGCACAAGAUAGGCAAGCACAAAGUGGACAAGCAAAUAGUGAACAAGAACAAAGUGGGCAAAUAAAUGGUGAGCAAGCACAAG
Molecule: messenger RNA, 120 nt
Organism: Cetraspora pellucida
Lineage: Eukaryota; Fungi; Glomeromycota; Glomeromycetes; Diversisporales; Gigasporaceae
Source: the annotation of a GenBank genome assembly